AUGUCAGUGAUUGGAGAGGCUGCUCUAUCAGCUUUCUUUGAGGUGCUGUUUGACAAGUUAAGCUCCUCUGAUUUGUUGAAGAUCUUUCAGCAAGAGCAAGUUCAUGCUGACCUCAAGAAGUGGAAGACAACUUUGCCGAAAAUCCGUGCAGUUCUGGAUGAUGCAGAGGAUAAGCAGAUGACAAGCAAGUUCGUGAAGAUCUGGCUGGAGGACCUGGAAGACUUGGCUUAUGAUGUGGACGACAUCUUGGACGAGUUUGCUACUGAAGCUUUGCGACGUAAGUUGAAUGCAGAAGAACCCAGCACAAGUAAGGUACGAAAGCUCAUCCCUGCUUGUUGUGUGGGUUUGAAUCCAAGUUCUAUCAUGUUUGAUGCCAAUAUGCGGUCCAAGAUUAAUGAAAUCAAUACAAGGUUGCAAGAAAUUGUGACACAGAAAAAUGAUCUGGAAUUGAGAGACUGUGCUGAAGGAAGGACUAGAACAAAAAGAUCAAGGGUGCCCACUACAUCUCUGGUGAAUGAAGUUCAUGUUUAUGGCAGGGAUGAAGAUAAAAAGGCGAUUGUCAAGUUGUUGCUGAGUGGUGAAUCGAGUGAUGCUCAACUCUCUGUGAUUCCCAUACUUGGUAUGGGAGGGUUGGGUAAGACGACUCUUGCCCAACUAGUCUACAAUGACGAUGAGGUGAGCCGUUAUUUUGAUUUGAAAGCAUGGGCUUGUGUUUCUGAAGAUUUUGACAUUAUAAGGGUGACUAAAGCAAUUCUACUAUCUGUCAUUUCUGAGCAUUGUGAUGCUAAUGAUUUAAAUUCAAUACAAGUCAAAUUGAAGGAGACAUUGUCUGGUAAGAAGUUUUUGCUCAUUUUGGAUGACGUUUGGAAUGAAAACUACGAUGACUGGACUAAGCUUCGUAGUCCAUUUGAAUUUGGGGCUCCAGGAAGUAAGAUUAUUGUCACAACUCGGAAUUAUGGUGUUUCAUCAACAAUGGGAACUACCCCAGCUUAUGAGUUGAAAGAGUUGUCAAAUGAUGCUUGUUGGAAUUUAUUUACCCAACAUGCAUUGGGGGCAACAGAUUUUACUGCACAUCCAAAAUUUGAAGAAAUUGGUAGAAAAAUCUUAGACAAGUGUAAGGGCUCACCUUUGGCGGCAAAAGUACUUGGAGGCCUUUUACGCACUAAACAUGAUCAUGACGAGUGGAAAGAUGUGUUAGAUAGCAAGAUUUGGGAUAUUCCAGAGGAAAAAAGCAGUAUUUUUCCAAUUCUUAAAUUGAGCUACCAAUAUCUCCCUUCACAUUUAAAGAGGUGCUUUGCUUAUUGUUCACUAUUCCCAAAAGAUUAUGAAUUUGAGAAGAAAGAGUUAGUUUUGCUAUGGAUGGCAGAAGGUUUUUUCCAAGAAACAAAAAGAAACAAGUUAAUGGAAGAUCUUGGUGAUGAGUGUUUUUGGGAUCUCCUUAGGAGAUCAUUUUUUCAACGAUCAAGCAGCAAUGGCUCACUCUUUGUCAUGCACGAUCUUAUCAAUGAUUUAGCUCAAUGGGCAGCAAGAGGCUUGUGCUAUAGAUUGGAAGACGUAUUGGAUGGAAAUAAGCAAUUUGAGAUUUCUACAAAGGUACGUCAUUUCUCUUACCUUCGAAGUCAUUAUGAAGGCAUGAAAAGGUUUGAAGACUUCCCCAAAGAUAUGCAUUUACGGACCUUCCUACCGCUACCAAUAAAUGACUGGGGCUACUUAACAAACUACAUUCCUAAUUGUUGGCUACCAAAAUUAAGAUGCUUAAGGGUAUUAUCUUUAUGUGGAUAUAAAAUCGUUGAGCUACCAAGUUCAAUCGGUGAUUUGAAACAUCUAAGAUACUUAAACCUUUCUGGUACUAAGAUUACAAGUUUACCAGAAUCCACAACUACUUUGUACAACCUGCAGACAUUGCUAUUGAAAAGUUGUGACCACCUUAUAAAGUUACCAGUGGAAAUUGGGAAUCUACUCAAUCUUAGACAUCUUGAUAUUACUUAUGUGAAUUCAAUUGAAGAAAUGCCAGCAGGAAUAAAAGAAUUAAAGAGCCUACAAACAUUAUCUAAUUUUGUUGCGGGGAAAGAUACUGCAUCUAAGAUAGGAGACUUGAUGAACUUGGAGUCUCUUAGGGGAACACUUUGCAUUUCAAAUUUAGAGAAUGUACUUGAUGUUGAGGAUGCAAGAAGGGCCAAUUUACUUGGUAAGAAGAAUUUAGAUGCAUUAGUGAUGGAAUGGAAACUUGAGCUUGAUGAUUUACAAGUUGCAAGAUCUAGUAUAGAUAUUCUUGAGAUGCUACGACCUUGUACAACAGUGAAAGAAAUUUCAAUUGAUGGCUAUGUUGGAGCGAAAUUUCCAACUUGGUUUGGACAUCCGUCAUUUUCUAAUAUGGUGCUUCUAAGGAUUGAGAGGUGCAGGAAAUGCACAUCCUUACCUGCAAUUGGACAAUUACCAUCCUUGAGAGACCUUGCCCUCGUAGGAUUGUCUGCAGUGGAAAUCAUCGGUCUUGAGUUUUAUGGGAAAGAUUGCCCAAAGCCUUUCCAAUCCUUAGAGACACUUUGCUUUGAGGAUAUGCAAGAAUGGAAAGAUUGGAUUCCAUGCAAAGUUGAGUAUGAAGAAUUCCCUCGAUUGCGUGAGCUUUCUAUUUCUAGAUGCCCUAAAUUGCAAGGAAAAUUGCCUCACCAUGUUCCAUUAUUGGAAAAAUUUUCUAUUAAUGGAUGUGAGCAAUUGGACGUUUCAAUUCCAAACUUCCCAAAGCUUCGUGCAUUAGAAAUUAAGGGAUGUAAAGGGGUGGUGAGCAGAAGUACAGAUGAGUUAUGCUUUCCAAAGUCAACUAUUCUUUCUAUUCCAUACGUGAAAAGCUUGACGGAGGAGUUCAUGCAUGGGUUAACUAAGGUAGAAAAUCUAGAGAUAGAUAAUUGUAAGGAGCUAACAUCUUUGUGGCAGGAUGAAUUCAAAUCCCUUAUGAAGCUGAAUAUAAGAGAUUGCUCAAGCCUUGUCAACAUCAGCUUGACAUCUACUUUAAGGACACUAAAUAUUACAGGUUGUAGCGGUUUGAAAUCCUUGUCAAUCUCUAAUUGUACAUGUUUGGAAAAGGCAAGCAUUUGGAGAUGUAAUUCUUUGACGUUGAUUUCAAGAGGUCAGUUGCCUCAAAAUUUGAAAACGCUAAAUAUAAGUAAUUGUGAGAAUUUGCAGUUUUUGGCAGAUGAGGGAGAGGCUUCUUCUAAUUCUUCUUCUCUUCUUGAGGACUUGUUUAUUGUGGGCUGUCCAUCUCUAAAAUGCUUAUCAUCAAGUGGCGACCUACCUACCACACUUAAACGCCUUCAGAUUUCGUCAUGCAUAGAGCUCACAUCCUUAUCAUCAAAAAACGAGUUACCUACAGCUCUUAAAUACCUUUCUGUAUCCGACUGUCCAAAGAUGGAGUCAAUAGCGAACAACUUACCCAACAAUGCGUCUCUUGAACAGCUUCAAAUCAUAGAUUGUGCAAAGUUGAAAUCCUUACCGAUGGAGGGUUACUCCCCACCAGCUUGA
Quercus robur (English oak) is the source of this 3516-nucleotide messenger RNA. Its product is annotated as putative disease resistance RPP13-like protein 1. The record is from RefSeq and is a predicted model, not a curated record. The transcript has 2 exons. Gene Ontology annotation, molecular function: ADP binding; protein binding. Lineage: Eukaryota; Viridiplantae; Streptophyta; Magnoliopsida; Fagales; Fagaceae. Gene Ontology annotation, biological process: defense response to other organism. Bases 1 to 3516 code for a protein of 1171 amino acids.